CGCGUGAGUUACGCCAGUUCCGAGGGACGCUCCCAGGCCCCUCGACCCGCCACGCCAUGGCGGCACCGGUGACCACGGUGGUUGGUGUGGGCAGACAUGGCUCGCUGGCUGGGCCUGCGGUCAGUGCUCGUGCUUUUGGCCCUGGCGUCGUUGGCCCUGUUGAUCCUCAACGGCGUCAUCAGCCAGGAGAGCCUCAGCAAAGUGGUGCUCGGCGACAGAGCUGGAUCGAAGGUGAAGACAGAGCUCUUCUCGCGGCUCAGCGGGGGCGGCUCCGCGCGGAGCGUCCGCGCGGACGGCCACGCUGAAACCUCGCGCUCAACGACGCCCGCGGGGGCGGUGUUCGCGACGGUCACCACCACACUGCAGACUCUGUCGGUAGCUGAGCUAGCGACGCCGGGGAUGCCAGCGCCAGUGGAGGAGGAAUCGGCUCCACCAAGCUUUCAGUUGGCACGUGACCUGUGUCCCUUGGGUUUUUACAACAUCUCCGACCUGGAAACCUGCCGUUUGGGCGCAAGAACCCUGCGGAAGCGCUUCGCAGGUGCAGUUGAUGCUGGACAUGAGCCUUCUGGCUGCUUACACCGACUCGCUGACAAUGACGUCCUCUUCAACCGGGCCUUCUCGCGCAAGCGCAACCGGCAGCGACAGCUGAUUUGUGCCGACCGAAUUCCAAAGUUGGUGGAGGUCGGGUCGCAGCCCGCUGUGGAGGUCGAGUCGCAGCCCGCUUCAUCGGUCGCAGCCCCUGUCCCUUCGUCCAUUGGCAAUUUGAGCAUCACCGGUCGAGUCUGCCCUGAAGGAAGCUUUGCGAUCCAGACGCCUCACCGAUGUGAGACGGCUGCCAAGGUGCUGUCCAAGAAGUACAUUGGCAUUAUGAAGUCUUUGGGUGAGCCUCAUGGCUGCCUCCACCGUGUGGGUGACCAAGACGUGAUGUUCAAUCGCUUGAGAACUCCUCAGCAGAGUGAUCAACGGCAGUUGGUUUGUAGCACCGAGAAGGAUCCGGAGAUGAUCCGAGCGAAGAAGCUCUCACGAAGUGAUGCUUUGCAAUUGAAGCUCUACUGCUUCGCCUGGACUGUGAGAUCUGAGCGCGAAGAGCUACUCUUGCCCUAUGCCAGGUCUCUCUUCCAAGGCUGCGACGGUCACGGUUUCUUCACCGACCGCGAGGCCUCUGUGACGCCCGAGGAGCGCGACGACUUCGUGCAGGUGGACUUGCCUCCCACGCAGCAGAAUCGUUCGGAGAAGUUCUGGCUCUUGUUGAAGAAUAUGGUGGGUCUACUUCCUGCGUGGAAGUACUUGUUGGACAUGAACGUCACCAGUGGCAUGGACUGGGUUGUGAACCUGGAGUUGGAUCACUUCUUCGUCGCCAAUUUGUUGCGGCAGACCAUUGGAGACUACAUCAACCUCAUGAUUCAAGAUGGACUACCUCAUCAAAACCCAUGGGAGGACCCAGUGAUGCUCAUUUUCGGCAACGUUUUUGCCUUCAAUGCUGCACUCGUGGCCAGCAUGAAGCGUGAAUGGCAGACGGUUGGUCAAGUCAUCUCUGACCGUGGCUCCUUAGGCCUUGGCUGCCCGGUGAUCUCGGGGGCGCGUGCACAUGCUGAAGGGCACUGCGAGCAGGACAUGGUCUACGAACACCUGCAAGACGUGAUGCCCUUGGCCAUCGUGGGAGCCAACGGCUGUGGGAAUCUCGCCGUCUCCGUGCCUCGGUGGACGGCCCAGGUGGACGGUACGGCCGAAGUGGCGCGGAGAAGCGGUCUGGGAAUGUCCAAGCUGGUCCUGAAGAAGGGGGUAGGGAUUGUGUUAGAUUGUUUUGGUCAUACAUGUCCAAUUCUCAGUGUCGGUCAUACUUGCCAAAAGUUAUGUUGUGUUGUUUUGGUCAUUGAACGCAGAACGCAUCAAUGGAAUCUCCCGCGAGCCAGGAAACGAAGAAAGAGGGACUGCUCAAAACUGUUUCGUUCUUUUCUGCUUGUUUUCUUCCCUUAUCUUCCCUAUUAGGUUGGAGGGAGGCCAUUGCCAUCGCUAUUAGGUUGGAGGCCAUCGCUAUGAUUGUUCCCUGUCCAGGACAGCUUGAUUCCUUUUCCCUUGGGCUGCUGGCAAGACUUCCCCUACGGCGACGACGAGGCGGCACGUCUGCGGGCCUUGAACAAGUUGGUGCAGAUCUGGAAGUUCAGCGACCAGGAGGCGGAAUCCUACUGCUCCGAACACGGCGAGGGCGAGGAAGCAAGCUGUCCCAAGCUGGUGAGGUCGAGGUUUGUGCCGAUCAUCCACAACGUGAAGACCCCGCAGCUGCACGCAGCGGCGCAGCAGCUGCUCCCACUCGCGGAGUGGCAUGUGAGUCGAGUCGAAGAGACAAAAGACACGCAGAACACAUGGCGCACCGUCCGGUUGGCAGGGUCACCUGCCGGUGGGCCAAGCCCGUAGGGAGGUGCA
Molecule: messenger RNA, 2424 nt
Organism: Durusdinium trenchii
Lineage: Eukaryota; Dinophyceae; Suessiales; Symbiodiniaceae
Source: the annotation of a GenBank genome assembly